AACCUAAUUCUAUAAAAGAUGAAGGGAUAUGGGCACAAACAUACAAAUGUGUAGUAACAUCUUCAAUGAAGAGCUGAGGAUGUUGCUUUGGAAAGCUUUAAGUUUGAUUACUCUGCUAAACAGUUUUUUAUCGGCAGCUUCUGUUAAAGCUUCUCCUAUAGAUGUAUACAUUAAAAGCGAAGGGUGUGACGAUCCAGGAAAGACACCGAACACAUGUGGAAUUGCUUAUAUCAAGGUGAACGGCAAGGAUUACUCCCGUCACGGCAGAGGGCAUAACGUUGUUGUUGUGGACGGUGCAACAGGUGUCAUUCUUGCUUCAAAAGUAUUCGACACCCAUGGGAAAAGAUAUGCAGGUGAUAACCUAAGGGAUUACCUCAACAGCAUUAAAGGAAACAAAAUUUUUUUGGUCGCCGUUCAAGACGAAGGCUACAAAUAUUCUUCAUCGGCGAUUAAUGCUCUCAAGAGGCUGGGGGCUAGUGGUUCUGUUCGAGGAAGCCAUCGGUCUUCUUUUGCUUUUGUUGGUUACGCGGGCACAGGACAACAAGCUUGGGUAAAACAGAAGCAGAACGAGAGAUAUCGAGGGCCUAGUGAAAUAACUCAGAACAUUCCCCUUUCAUCAAGAGACUAUAAAUGUCAAAACCGAACUCUACAGGGAGACAACGGCGUCAUUUACUCACCUAACUAUCCAGAAAGAUACCCAGAUGGGCAAUACUGCAUGUGGAAAAUCAUGUUAAAUGCAUCCUAUCAAGUGGCCUUAAUGUUUACGCACUUUAGUCUACAAUCUGAAAACAACACAGACGCUGUUUGUGUGUACGAUGGCACCAACCAAACAGGGAAAGAGUUAGGAGUGUUCUAUGGCGGUCAGCCUCCCCCUAAGAAUGGAAUUUAUUCUUCCUCAAACAGCCUUCUUGUGAUAUUCCGAUCAGAUAAGAAUGGUUCCUUCUAUGGGUUCCAAGCUUCUUAUAGCUCUGUUAAGUGUUCUGGAGCCCGUGGAAUGGAGAGUGGCGCGAUUUCUGAUGCCCGAAUAACUGCAUCCUCGCGAAUGAAUAACAACAGCACACCAAAACAGGCGAGGCUGAACUUCAUUGAACAUGGCAGCAAGCAAGGGGGAUGGUCGUCUCUCGUAAAUGAUCGUAACCAAUGGCUUCAGGUGGAUCUUGGCAGUUACACCACAGUGACAGGUGUGGCGACUCAGGGGAGAAAUUCAACAAAAUUCCAGCAGUGGAUAAAAAGUUUCACUUUACAGUUUAGUUUUGACGGAGUGAUCUUCCAGUUAUACAAAGAACCUGGGAAAAUAUCAGCGAAGGUACUCUAUGGCAAUCAAGACAGUGAUACAGUUGUGUAUAACAAGUUGAUCUCACCAAUCACUGCUCGUUACAUCAGGGUAUUGCCAUUCACGUGGCACAACCAUAUAUCCUUCAGAAUGGAGCUCUAUGGGUGUCGAGGUUGUUCCUCACCACUUGGCAUGGAAAGUCAAGUUAUCUCCGAUACUCAAAUCACUGCCUCCACCCAAUUCAAUGAUGACUAUUCCGCAAAAUUUGCACGGUUAAAACUGGGUGGCUGGUUGGCUGGUAGAGCUGAUUAUGAAGCAUGGCUUACGGUCGAUCUUGGAACUUUCUCAACUGUGACAAGUGUCGCAACUCAGGGAGUGAAAGGGAAAUACAGCUGGCAAAAAUAUUGGACAGUUAGUUACAAUUUACAAUACAGCAAUGAUGGAAAAGCCUUUCAUUUUUACAAGGAACCUGGAGAAACUUUACCAAAGGUGUUUAAUGGGAAUCUAGACUACCAGUCAAUUGUUUCUAAAAAGCUGAAGGAAUCAAUCACGGCUCGUUACAUUCGAUUCAAACCUUUACGCUGGAACAGUUAUAGAGUCGGAAUGCGAGCCGAAAUAUAUGGUUGUCUAGAAUGCGCAUUCCCUCUUGGCAUGGAAAAUAGCUCAAUAUCUGACGCGCAAAUCACCGCUUCCUCGCAGCUGGAUGGAAACCACUCCGCAAAACAAGGCAGGCUGCAUUUUCAGGCCGGGGGAAACAAAGCCGGAGGAUGGUCGGCUCUUACAAAUGAUACUGACCAAUGGCUUCAGGUGGAUUUUGGUAGUCACACUCGAGUGACACAAGUGGCGACUCAGGGGAUGAACGGAGUUGAUGAGUGGGUGACCAGAUACAAGUUACAGUACAGUGAUAAUGGAGUGACUUACAAGUUCUACCAAAAAACUGGAGACACUGCGGUCACGGAGUUAAGGGGAAACCGAGACCGUGACGAGGUUGUGUAUAAUACACUUCGUCCGCCACUCAAAGCACUGUAUGUGCGCAUAAUGCCAACAAAGUGGAACAAACAUAUCUCCAUGAGGAUAGAGCUCUUUGGAUGUCCAGAUCGUAUUUCACCGGUUGGUAUGGAGAGUGGAUUGAUCUCCGAUGGUCAACUCAGUGCAUCAUCUCAACUGGAUGAUAAUCAUGCGCCACAGCGUGCCAGACUGAAUACCAAGAUAAGUGGAAUAAAACAGGGCGGUUGGCUUCCCCUUACAAAUGACCGUGAUCAAUGGCUUCAGGUGGAUGUUGGUAGUUACACUCGAGUAACACGAGUGUAAUACCAAGGAAGGGAUGGCUAUGACCAGUGGGUGACUUCCUUUGAGUUAAAAUACAGUAUUAACCAAAUCACUUACAAGUCUUACAAAGAAGCUGUUAGAGGCAACCCCAAGAUGUUCACCGGAAACAGCGAUAGUGAAACUGCUGUUUACAAUAUUCUCAAACCUCCAAUCACAACACGGUACAUAAGGAUCUUACCAAUAGCGUGGUAUACAAGUAUAGCGAUGAGAAUAGAGAUCUACGGUUGUACAGUGUGCAACACACCUCUUGGAAUGGAAAGUGGAGCAAUCAAGGAUUCGCAAAUAACCGCUUCUACACAGUGGGAUGACAAUCAUGCUACAUCAAGGGCCAGGCUGAAUUUUAAAUUGACUGGGGUAAAGAGGGGAGCCUGGUCAUCUCGUGUAGUGGAUGAAAAACAGUGGCUUCAAGUGGAUCUUGGCAGCUAUACCACUGUGACUGGCGUCGCAACUCAGGGGAGGAAUGGACAUUGGCCAGGGCAGUGGGUGACCAAGUACAGGUUGCAAUAUAGUAAUGAUGGAGUGAACUUCCAUUUCUACAAAGAAAAAAGCGACAACUCGUUCAAGCUGUUUGAUGGUAAUCAAGACACCGACAAAAUUGUAUAUCACAAAUUGGCAAGGCAAAUUACGGCACGUUACAUCCGGUUCAUCCCGGUGGCGUAUAGCGGUCAUAUCGCUAUGAGAGUGGAAAUCUAUGGCUGCGAAGGAUGCUUUUCACCGCUUGGUAUGGAGGAUGGAAUGAUCACUGAUAUCCAGGUCAGUUCUUCUUCACGACUGGAUGACAAUCAUUCACCAAGUCAGGCCAGAUUGAAUUUUAAAGAAGAAGGAAAUAAGGCUGGUGGAUGGUCGGCUCAGAUAAACGAUAAAAACCAAUGGCUGCAGGUCGAUCUUGGCAGUUAUACUAGAGUGACGCGUGUGGCGACUCAAGGGUUGAAUGCCAACGACGAAUGGGUGACCAAGUACAAGUUACAGUACAGUGACGAUGGAAAAAAAUUCCAGUAUUACAGGCAACAGGGUGACAAUUUAUGGACGGUGCUGAAUGGGAAUAAAAGAAGUGAUGCAGUUGCAUAUAACAAUCUGAAUCCUCCAAUCACAGCACGGUUUAUACGGUUUAUACCAACCGGUUGGCACAAUAAGAUCUCCAUGAGAACUGAGAUCUAUGGCUGUCCAGCAUGUAUGACUUCCCUUGGAAUGGAGAGUGAGGCAAUAGAAGAUGCUCAGAUUAGUGCUUCUUCGCAUCUGGACGGUAACCAUUCUGCAAUACAGGGAAGACUGCACCUUAAGAGAAAUGAUCAAAAGCAGGGUGGCUGGUCGGCACUCACAAAUGACCGUAAUCAGUGGUUGCAAGUGGACCUAAAUGCUUUUGCUCGGGUAACGGUAGUAGCGACUCAGGGGAGACAUGGAUUCAAAGAAUGGGUCACCAAAUACAGUUUGCAGUACAGCGAUGAUGGUGUGACCUUCACUCUCUACAAGGAAUCUGACAGCAGCUCAGGAAAGGUGUUUGCUGGAAAUCAAGAUUCAGAUACUGUCGUGUACAACAAACUGACCUCACCAAUAACAGCUCGGUACAUACGGCUGAUACCAAUGACUUGGAAUAACCACAUCUCGAUGAGGAUGGAAUUACAUGGCUGCCCAGGCAGUUUGAAAUCCUUAUGUUGGUGAAGGGAAAUUUUUUUCGAAUUUAAUUGGCCAUCAGCAAACCGAUUUUGAACAUUAAAAAAGUAGUUCAGGUGUUAUGCUCAUGACUGGGCAGCGUAAAAAGGGCAGUCUAAGCGUCAUGCCUUUGUUACGUAGUUCAUACGUACUAUUGUAUUGACUCUUGGGCCACUUUUUCGCGUCGACUGUUACAUUUUCACUUAGAAAAUAGAUUGAAACGGUGGGUAUUUUGUUCCUAACAAUUUUUCAAAGUUCUGAUAAAUUAGUGACAGAAGUUUGUGUCGCCCAAAUCUGUGCGUGAUCAUACUGGUGAUCACGGGAUCUAGUUCGGACUCCCACUUCGCAAUCGUCCAAAUUCCCUAAACCGCAUUUGUUAUUACAGAAAACUUCGCUUUGAAUUUUAAUCUAGGAUGUCUGUCACCGUAUGGCAUGGAAAAUCAAAAAAUUUCUGAUUCCCAAAUUAAGUCGUCUUCACAACUGGA
Messenger RNA from Stylophora pistillata, 4737 nucleotides. RefSeq lists its product as uncharacterized. Lineage: Eukaryota; Metazoa; Cnidaria; Anthozoa; Scleractinia; Pocilloporidae. The record is from RefSeq and is a predicted model, not a curated record.